UUUUUGGCUCAAAAUCUAUUACAGAUUGAAAAUUGAUUCAUGUUAAGCUACUCUUUGUUUAAGAAUGACAGAAGUGCAGGACGAUGACCACUGGUUGUACGGAGAAGAUAAUGCAGAGAAAGAAGCCGCUUCUCAACAAGCAACAUCUAAGGAGGACAAUGUACCUGAGGGGAGUGAUUCAGCAGACGGUAAAGAUGCACCAGCUGAUAAUUCAGAGCAAACUCAAGAUCAAGAAAAACCUGAUGCAGAUGCAGGAGCGUCACUUGAGCCCAAUGACAAAGAGGCCUUGCCUUCUGCUGGAGAUGCCCCAGCAGCAGAUGCUACCAUUGGUGAAGGGGGAAAAGAAGGUGAAGACGAUGCUGCAGGGGAGAGUAGUGAUGAAGACGAUCUCACCAUCACCAUUGGUGAACUCAAGAAGGCGGCUGAAGUUAUGACCCCUGGCCAACACCAGGCUCGCUUCCAACCUAAGGCUGCCCCAACAACAGGCCUUAAAGACGAUGACUUUGCUACUGCUGGCAAAGUGAAUGGUGUAGCUGUGGCAGACUUGAAUUUGGCUGACUAUGAAGACAAGCCUUGGAGGAAGCCUGGUGCAGACCUCUCAGACUACUUCAAUUAUGGUUUCAAUGAACAAUCUUGGUUCAAGUAUUGUGACCGCCAGAAAAGGAUGAGGAUGCAUGAGAGUGGCAGUGGACUGAACUCUUUAGGGAUCAAUGUUGGCAAGCCAUUUGGGUACUUGUCUAAUUCAGAGAACAAGUCAAAUGGAGCUGAGAACAACGGGAACUCCACCAGCCGCCCGCCACGAGCGUCCGUGCCUUUCAAUAAACGCGUGGACAACCCGGCACGACCUGAGGGCAACUCCAUACAGGUGAUGACAGCAGACCGUCGCGAGUACUCCAACAAAGUCAUGCCUCCUUCCUACAUGUCUGGACCACCGCCUCCCAUGCCACAUGGACCCUAUGAUGACAUGGAAUUUGGCGGGAACAUGUGGGAACAAGGCCCCGACAACGGCUAUUACCCUCCAGUGUCUUACUACGGCACGCCUCCUCCUGCUGGGCCUCCUGCGGGGCCUCCUGUAGUGCAGGGCCCGCCCCCCAACUUCAAUGCUCCUCCUGUGUCCUGGAAUAACCCCCCUCCCCCCAUGGUGCCUCCACCCCAGAUGGUACCUCCAGCAGCACAUGUAGCUCCGCCUCCUCCAAGGUGGGGCGGUGAAGUGCCUCCUCCUCCAUCUCUGACCGGGGGCAUCUCUGUGGGGCACGGAGAGUCUCCGCCGCAGUACCGUACAGACAGAGACCGCGACGACUCUGACGACGACAGGAAAAGGUCGCGUCGUCACCGCCGCCUGUCACGGUCGCCCUCGCGUCCCCGUCACCGCACGCGGUCGCGGUCCCGGUCGCCCUCACACAAACACAAGCGCAAGAAGAGCAAGCGGGACAGGGACGCCGACUAGCUGCCUCCUGCACCUUCUGCCGUCUGCUCCUGCUGCCUCCUGCUGUCUGAACCAGCUGGCUCCUGCACCUCACCAG
Messenger RNA from Hyalella azteca, 1523 nucleotides. RefSeq names its product pre-mRNA 3'-end-processing factor FIP1. Bases 65 to 1447 code for a protein of 460 amino acids. The transcript is spliced from 8 exons. Gene Ontology annotation, molecular function: RNA binding. Lineage: Eukaryota; Metazoa; Arthropoda; Malacostraca; Amphipoda; Hyalellidae. Gene Ontology annotation, cellular component: mRNA cleavage and polyadenylation specificity factor complex. The record is from RefSeq and is a predicted model, not a curated record.